UUUUUUUUUUUUUUUUGAUUCUGUUAUUUAAGUUGAGGUGUGCCUGUAUAGAAAGAUCAAUUCAGAUCUGCCUGUAUAGAAAGAUGAAUUCGUCCCUGAUUGAAAGCUCUGCAACCAUGUGGAUAAGAUUGUAUAAGGAUCACUCUUCAUCUCCCAUGUCAUGUGUUGUGGGAAAGGAUGGAAUUCUUUAUUGGCGAGUGGUAGAUGUUGGUUUUCUGUGUCAAAUGAGCAAACCCUACGAUUUGCAAAGGUCUAGUUACGUCAUCACCAAUGAAUAUACCUUCCAAUAGUGGCAUGGAGUCUGAGAAUCAAGUUUGGAAAGAUAAUUUGAAUGAUGGCUCACAACUUGUGAGGCUUGAAAAUUCUCGAGACGUGAUUCGAGCAAAUCCAACUGUUGGUGAGGAAAGGAGUCUAGCAACUGCUGCUGAGGAAAGGACUCUAGCAACGGCGGCGGAUGAAAUGUCACGAGAGGCUCAAACUCCUAAAGUGAUUCUUACCGUCGAUGAAACAACUCAAACGACAGACGAAAUGUCUCAAACUGUUGACAAGGACCCGGUGGAGGAAAUCUUUUUUAAGCAGCUCCAACAGUUGUACAAGGAAUACAAUACAUUGAAACAACAAAAGCAAUUUGUUGAGCAAGCACUUCAAAGCGUCAAUGUUGGAAAACAGAAUGUAGACACUGACAUUUUCGAAACUAAAAAAAUUUGUUGAAAGCAACCAUAGUUAAAUAUAACAUGUGUACUUAAGCCCAAAGUCCUCACUUGGUUCAAGCUCAAACAUUGACCACGUUAAAAAAAAUUAAAUUUUUUUUUUAAAAGCUAGUAUA
Molecule: messenger RNA, 826 nt
Organism: Parasteatoda tepidariorum (common house spider)
Lineage: Eukaryota; Metazoa; Arthropoda; Arachnida; Araneae; Theridiidae
Source: RefSeq, a predicted model, not a curated record